CCUUGUUCCCCACUCUCUCAACCCCACAGAUGUGCUGGGCCCUAGCCCCUGCCCCAGCUAUGGCUGCUGGGGCUCCCUCAUCCAUCCCCAGCCCUAUCCUGGCUGUGCUGCUCUUCUCUUCUUUGGUGCUGUCCCCGGCCCAGGCGAUUGUGGUUUACACGGACAGGGAGGUUUAUGGUGCUGUGGGCUCCCGGGUGACCCUGCACUGCUCCUUCUGGUCCAGUGAGUGGGUCUCAGAUGAUAUCUCCUUCACCUGGCGCUACCAGCCCGAGGGCGGCCGAGAUGCCAUUUCGAUCUUCCACUAUGCCAAGGGACAACCCUAUAUCGAUGAGGUGGGGACCUUCAAAGAGCGCAUCCAGUGGGUAGGGGACCCUCGCUGGAAGGAUGGCUCCAUUGUCAUACACAACCUAGACUACAGUGACAACGGCACUUUCACUUGUGAUGUCAAAAACCCACCAGACAUAGUGGGCAAGACCUCUCAGGUCACUCUCUACGUCUUUGAAAAAGUGCCAACCAGGUACGGGGUGGUGCUGGGAGCCGUGAUCGGGGGUGUCCUCGGGGUGGUGCUGUUGCUGCUUCUGCUUUUCUACCUGGUUCGGUACUGCUGGCUACGAAGGCAGGCGGCCCUGCAGAGGCGGCUCAGCGCCAUGGAGAAAGGGAAAUUGCACAAGCCUGCAAAAGACACAACGAAGCGCGGGCGGCAGACGCCAGUGCUGUACGCCAUGCUGGACCACAGCAGAAGCACCAAAGCUGCCAGUGAGAAGAAGUCCAAGGGGCUGGGGGAGUCUCGCAAGGAUAAGAAAUAGCGGUUAGCGGGCCGGGCGGGGGGUCGGGGGUUACGGGCUGAGCCCUCCAAAGGCCCUCAGGUGGUGGUCAUUGAGAUGGAGCUACGAAAGGAUGAGCAGAGUUCGGAGCUCCGGCCUGCUGUCAAGUCCCCCAGCAGAACCAGCCUCAAGAACGCCCUCAAGAACAUGAUGGGCCUGGACUCAGACAAGUGAUCACCACCACCCCAGGCCCUGCGGGAGCAGGGGGACCUAGGCUCCUCUUAUCCCCCGUCUAGGUGCUUUCCUCCCUUGCUCCCCAGCCCUGCCCUGCCCUCACCUCCCUUUGAGAUGUAAGUUUCGUUCCAAAAUUCAUUCCCCAGGCACUUGUAUUCUCCCCCAACUUCACCCCCUGGCUUUCUGGGAGCCCAGGGGCUGAUCCAUCCUCCCCCCCGCCCCAAGGGCUGUGUGUUUGGUGCCUGUCCCUAAGGCACUGAGAAGAAAGGGACCUUGAUACCCCCUGCCUCAACUCCAGGCCACCUGGCAUUCUCAUCCCCUGUACCCCCAGCCUGUCCCUCUGGCUCUUUCCUCCUCUUCUGUCCCUCCCUCUCGUCCAUCAAAUGGCCCAGCUCCAUACUCUGUCCUCCCAGCUAACAUUCAGAUCAUCCAGGGUUUAUUUACAUUGCUGAUUAUUUUUUAUUUUUAAUCCAUUAUUUGUUUGUUUACCUUUGCUCAUGUUCUGCCCUUACCCCCAUGACUGAGGACCAAUGACGUCAUGUGACUUUUGCAAUUCUCCAUCCCCCAUUGAGUCUUUAAUGGAGAGCCAGCCCAAGCAGAGAGGACCCUGAUCCUCAAACCUCAGCUACAGGAUUGGUGCCCCCUGACCACUUUGGAACACUGUUCUGGGACUCAAGGUCUUGGGGAAGGAGAGAGAGAGACAGUGGAUCCUCAUAGGUCAGGGGGUGGAGGAGGGGGCAAAUGAGCCUUAAUAAAUGGCUUUUAAACAACCAAAUAGAAAGCAGAAAAAGCAAAUAAAAUACAGGGGGGCAGAGAGAAGAAAGAGGCUGCACUCUGGCCACAGGAGAUUCUUAGGAUUUUUCUACAUUCUGUAUAUUUCUUCUCAAAACUCCAAAUGUUCUUAAAUGUUUAAUAAACACUGACAUUUCCAGAG
Messenger RNA from Galeopterus variegatus (Sunda flying lemur), 1932 nucleotides. RefSeq names its product myelin protein zero (gene MPZ). NCBI's taxonomy places the organism in Eukaryota, Metazoa, Chordata, Mammalia, Dermoptera, Cynocephalidae. The transcript has 6 exons. Gene Ontology annotation, biological process: myelination. The coding region runs from base 30 to 806 and encodes 258 amino acids. The record is from RefSeq and is a predicted model, not a curated record. Gene Ontology annotation, cellular component: membrane.